UGGACACAUCUACUUAUUGGGUGGCCCACCAGCCCACUUCAUGCCUCUAAUCUCGCCGAGACCAGCCAUCCUCUUCACCUAUAUAUACACAAUCUCAACACAUGGCCGCCUUCAGGCUUCGUUCACUCUCAAGGCAGAUAGAUGGCUAUAGAUGAUUCCUUCAAGAAACCUGGAGCUGUCCCUUUUAACUGGGAGAUCCGACCCGGUGUCCCCAAGAUAAAUACCCAACAGCCGAAACUGCAACCGAGGCAACUUUCACCACCUGUUUUACCAUCCCCAUCACCGCGUUUCGCCCCUCGCCGUCCGUCACCUGCUUCACUAAAUCAGCAAAUGCUUAAACCUCCCCCAGCUGGAUUCAUUUUUCUCCCUCCACCGGAGCCACGUACUCAUUCCUUCCGUUCAACUCCACGUACCCGCUCUGAGCGUUGGAGGUUCGACCAACCAACCCGUGUCGGACCCGAAUGUGUCUCGCCUGGAUGCUUUCCAUCUCCUUUAUUGAGGAGGAAAGACAGCAAGAGAAGAACCACCCACGUAGCUGAAUCCGAAUCCGACUAUACUUCCGACCUUGAGACACUGGCUAGGUGGUCAGUGUCAAGCCGAAAGUCAUUUUCACCGUUCCGUGAGUCAUCAGCGUCGUCUUACUCGUCGUAUCGGUCGUCUCCCCGAGUGGUGAGUGAUGCUGAAUGGGCUGGGUUUGGUCUUUUCUGAAGAAUCCCAGUGUAAAUAGUGUAGUUGCUUUGGUUUUUAUAAUGAUAUAGACGAGUCUAAGGCACAAGAGUUGUCCCGAGUUGAGAUGACCUGUGUAAGAGAAUGAGCGAGUUGAGAAGUUACUGUAUUAAUAUUACUGGACCGAGUUGUCGAGUCCGGAAUGCUUUAUUUCUUUUCUUGGGGAGGAGAUAAUAUACAAGAAAAUUUGGUGAUUUUUUUUACCAUGAU
Manihot esculenta (cassava) is the source of this 936-nucleotide messenger RNA. RefSeq lists its product as uncharacterized. The record is from RefSeq and is a predicted model, not a curated record. Bases 142 to 708 code for a protein of 188 amino acids. The transcript has a single exon. NCBI's taxonomy places the organism in Eukaryota, Viridiplantae, Streptophyta, Magnoliopsida, Malpighiales, Euphorbiaceae.